GCUCAUCAUUACCCAUGCACGAAUCUCGUACUCCUAUGCGCACUGGAUUUAAUAGAAGUUGCUCUCUCUGACUCUGCGUGAAGUCUCCUUGCACGGCCAGUUAAGAUGUUGCAUUUCGUUUUUCGAAUACAGCAGGACGCAAAUAGCUACGGGCAGCAUACUAGUUUUCAAUUUCAUAGUCUCCAACUAGCUCCUUUUUAGAUAGAGCGCCACAUCAUAAAAACAAGAAGCAUAGUUGAAGUUGUCCUCACCAGUUGUCAUAAGGUAUCACGGGGUAUUCGUAUUGUUCGCGACAUAGUUACAUACGACAAGAAGUAAAUAAAGGUCCUUCGUUCUACUUCGAACAUAUUUCAAUCCUGCGGCGACGACACGACAAACAAGACAACGAUCGUCACUACCUAGUGCUAGUUAGUGAAACGGAACGGCUAUAAAAUUCGUAGAUAUCUAUCCAGGGAACGAACCCAAAGCAACUACAGUGGAGGUACUUAUCACCGCGGAGCAUUUGAAGCAACGUAGUUUACUCAACAUAACGACACCUCAUCCUCACCUACCAAAUCGUUGAAGCCAUGGCGCAGUUUGGUCUCCGUCCGAAUAUCAUCCUCCUGCGGGACGGGACGGAUAGUUCCCAGGGCAAGCCGCAGAUUAUCAGCAACAUCAAUGCGUGCUGUGCGGUCGUGGACAUCGUGAAGUCCACACUAGGUCCCCGCGGCAUGGACAAGCUGAUGGUGGACGAGGGUGGUGAGGCUUUGGUCACCAACGACGGGGCCACCGUGAUGAAGCGACUCAAUGUGGUCCACCCGGCAGCGAAAAUUUUGGUGGACAUCGCAAAGUCACAAGACAUGGAGGUCGGAGAUGGAACCACAUCGGUGGUCGUGCUGUGCGGUAGGAAUUUUUGAUCAUGAUCAUGAUGUAGAUUUUUCUACUGCAGUUUUUCGUAUCUAAUGCUAGCGACUCCACGCAUAGCCAUUGGCAUAAAGCGGUCGUGUCUUUUUGUCAUGCCAAUAUGCAAGGCUGGAUCUCAAUCAACAACAAAAAUUAGGCGAGUUCCUCCGCGAAGCUAAGACGUUCUUAGAAGACGGCGUCGUGGCUCAAACCAUCAUAAAAGGCUACCGCAAAGCGGCAGAGCUGGCGCUGCAGAAAUUGAAGGACAUCAGCAUCGAUUUGUCCACAAAAGACCCGGCAGAAAAGACAAACAUGCUGCGGAAAUGCGGUAUACUUUUUUGAAUGGAUUUCUCUUUUUUCGUGUCGCUUCAAAUCUCCAUCUGGUGCAAAGGUUUUGUUACACUGGCGUGACAUGUAGUAAGUAGCGUUGUGGCGCUCGUUCUGCUGUUAACAGAAUCUCCAUCCUGCUUUGCUAAAUUAAUACACAACAGCGGAGACGACCCUGAACUCAAAAUUGGUGGCUGACUACAAGGAAUUCUUUUCCGAAAUGGUCGUUCGCGCGAUCCAGAUUCUAGGCGACGACUUGGACUACCGAGGAAUCGGAAUCAAAAAGGUAUAAGGUUAAGGAAUUUCUGUUGCACCAGAUGUUGCCUUUUGCGCAGACCCUGUAAAUAAGAAAGAGAACAAGAAGACACCUCCAGAGAAAAAACUUUCAUGUCAACAUCAGGUCACGGGCGGCAGUGUGAUGGAUUCCACGCUGAUCAAUGGCGUUGCCUUCAAGAAAACCUUCUCCUACGCCGGCUUCGAGCAGCAGCCCAAGAGCUUUGUGAAGCCAAAAAUCUUACUUUUGAACUUGGAGCUGGAACUGAAGAGCGAAAAGGACAACGCGGAAAUCAGAAUCGCCGACCCCAGCAAGUUCCAAGCCAUUGUCGACGCGGAAUGGAGUAUUCAUCUGCAGCUUCUUGUUCGUUCAACAGUAGAUGUACUACAGUUCUUAUCGAUCAGCACAAGAUGAAGAGCCAGAUCCGAUGGCUAUGAUGCAAGCAUAAUGUAAGACUAAGAUGACGAUUGUCUUCCUGUAUCGCUAUCGUCGUCCUCUACUUCUCCGACCACUAAAACAUUACAAUAUCCCCACGACAGAUAUCAUCUACGAGAAACUGGACAACAUCGCUAAAUCCGGUGCCAACGUCGUCCUCUCCAAGCUCGCUAUCGGCGACCUCGCCACCCAGUACUUCGCCGACCGCGACAUUUUCUGCGCCGGCCGGGUCGAGCACGCCGAUUUGGACAGGACGAGACGCGCCACAGGGGCGGCUGUCCAGACGACAGUUACCGCGGGGCUGGACCCGAGCGUCUUGGGAUCCUGUGGAAAGUUUGAAGAGGUGCAGAUCGGAGCGGAGAGGUAGGAUUUGAUACAUCGUUUUGUUUGACAGGCUGAUGAUUCUUUUCCAGCAUGAUCGUCUUGGUUUUUUCCCAAGUCUUCUGCUAAAAAAAUCGGCUACACAUCACGCAAAUCGUCUUCGCACGACAUCUUCAUAGCACAACAUCUUCAUAGCACAACUUUAUUUGUCAACAACAUGCUCUAUUGAUUGCUUGAGCAUGUUGAUCUUGAUACAACAUCACAGGUGGAACCUCUUCAAAGACUGCGAGAACACAAAGGCCGCAACAUUGAUUAUCCGUGGAGGCGCUCAGCAGUUUGUGGACGAGGCCGAACGAUCUAUCCACGACUCAUUUAUUAUGAAUGUGUCAGAGUUGAAAUCGACAAAGUUGAAAUAAUUUGCCAUGCAUAAAAUGGAUGCCAGUUGGAGCCCAGUUUUCAAGUGGCGCAUGACAAAUUUCGGUGGUCCCUAAAUCCAGUCUGUCAUGCUGCUUAGGCAAAGAAGAGUGAUUUUCUCAUGCUACUUUAGCAGCUCGAGCUGUAACCCCAAACAGGCUUACAAUCGGCCUCACUUGCCUGCUCUGCAACACACGUGCCUCGGGUCAUGCAUUUUAUGCAUUACAAAUUAUUUCAACUUUGACGAUUUCAAACCUGACGCUUCCAUAUUUAUGAUCGUGAAGAGCGCGACAAAGAACACCGCGGUAAUACUACUUCAGGGUUUAAAUUUCAAUCUAUAUUUCUUUCCGAUUAUACUUGCGAGCACGGAGUCGGAGCACAUGUGGUAUGACUAUGUAUGAUCAUGAUGUUCGUGUUCUUAUCUUUGCUGUUUCUAGAGUUUGUCUUUGUCAUGCCACCAGAAAACUUCCACUUAUCACAACGAACAGAUUGUCGGCGGAGGCGGUGCUAUCGAGAUGGAGCUUUCCCGCUACCUUCGGGAGUACGCGAGGACCGUGCCGGGAAAGCAGCAACGGGUCAUCGAGAACUACGCCAGAGCACUGGAAGUCAUCCCCAGAACACUCGUCCAGAACAGUGGUAAGCUCUGGAGAUGGUUUUUAUUCACUGUUUCUGUCGCACUUAGUUCUAGUUCGUUGCAAAAGCAACAUCAAAAAAGGGGCAGGUAUUGAAACAAAGAUAGAAUUUCUGAAUCUGAUGCAAAAUUUCAUGACUUUCCUGCAGCGCCGCAACGAAUCAACACAAAUCAAAUGCAUUCUUUUAAUCCCCCGCAACGAAUCAACACAAAUCAAAUGCAUUCCCAUGUUUAUUUGAUCCCCAGGCGGUGACGCCACGGACGUGAUGAACAAGCUCCGACAGAAGCACACGGGCGCUUCCAGCACGGAGUCCCGGUGGUUUGGCGUGGACUGCAUCGAUAUGAAAUGCAAAAAUGUCUGGGUCUGGAAGAAUGCAUGUUUGUCAUGCUUGUCUGGCAUGACUCUUAAAUCUGUCACGCACGUUGCCCAAGAGCCGCAUUUUUCUGUCAUGCGGAGACGCAGUUUGUCAUGCAGAAUAGGCAACACCUACAAGCUCAGAAAUUUGUCAUGCUGAGCCAGCACUUGUGGCCUCAUCAUGAGAUGCCACCCAGCAUCACAAGUUUCCAGACCCAGACAUUUUUGCAUUUGAUAAUCGAGAACGGCGUGAAGGACACCCUGGCGAACUUCAUCUGGGAGCCGAUAUGACAGCCUCAGAAUGGAAAUCCUGAAAGUGGAAAUAAUUUGUAAUGCAAAAAAACGACUCCAGUCGAAGCACCAUUUCUAGUCGGCGCAUGACAAAUUUCCCGGGCACUCAAAACGUGUCUGUCAUGCUAGUUAGGCAAAGGGGUGCCCGUCUUUCGUGCUAAUCAGCAGCCCAAUUCUGAACCCGUAGAAGCACAAUAGUCGGCCUCCAUUGCGUUCUCUGCAAUACAGUCUUUUACUUUUUGGUGUCGCAUUUCAUGCAUCACAAAUCAUUUCCACUUUGAGGAUUUCCAUUCUGAGGCUUCCAUAGCCGACCACCGUGAAGGAAAACGCCAUCUACGCCGCGACUGAGGCCUGCAACCUCAUCCUCUCCAUCGACGAAACCAUCAAGAACCCGCAGUCCGAGCAGCCGAAGGGCGGCAAGGGCAAGGGCGGCGGCUAUUACAAUGAAAAAUGCCCCCACCCCCGAACUUGGGAGCAUUUGUAUUGCAAACCUUUCCAAAUGAAACAUUCGCCCUCUUGCAUCUAUCAGCAUCACAGGUUUCCAAUCGUGAAGAGCAAGAAUUUGUCUUGCAAAAGACCCCAGCAAGAGCGGCGCUUGUCAUGCAAGCGAUGCGACACACGCCUAGACUCUGCAUCAGAAAGAUUCAUACUCCUUUCAUGCAUGACAAAAGGUUUUCAUUUGGAAACUUCGCAUCACAAAUUUUUGCAAUUUCAGGGGUGGGGGGCAUUUUUCACUGUAAUAGCGGCAAGGGCUUCACCAACCAAAUGGCCGGCAUGGCACGGGGCGGCAAGGGCAGGGGCAUGAAGCAACUGAGGAACACCAUGGCGUGAGGUGUUUCGAGAUGAUGUUCUUUACGACGCUCUCCUUUCUUCGCAAAAGUUCUUGCAGUCGAGGUUGUGUGCGUUAAUGUCGUGCUUCUGAUACAAGAAAUCAUGUAUCGAUCAGCUUCAGCACGGAAGUAAAACAGGUGUAUGCUCACUAGCAGCUGCUGCUAGUGCAGCAUCAAACACCCAGCAGCCCUUCGCGGACGUACACUAAAUAAUUGGUGGAACAAGCGGUGGGACGUACCUGUGGUCCAUGAUAAUUACAAGCACAACAACUCCAUCUGUUUCUGCUGCCGCAGACGGUAGUAGGCCGCACAUCUUCAGUCAGCUGAGCUUACGACUUUUUUCAACAAGAACUCUUGGGAGCAGUACGGCACCAAUUUACAAUUUGAACUCCUUUUCGAAUUUGUCCUAACCUGUUCUUCGAGCGAGUUUUUUAACCGUGGACGUCUGGUAUGGCCUUCAAGUGAACGUCGGGUGUUUUUUAUGGACGAAGGAAAU
Messenger RNA from Amoebophrya sp. A120, 5256 nucleotides. The record is from the annotation of a GenBank genome assembly. Lineage: Eukaryota; Dinophyceae; Syndiniales; Amoebophryaceae.